UAAGGACGACUAAGAGCUGCUAAACUCCCGCUUCUAAAUAGUAGUAAAAUAAAUAUACCGCACAAAAACAGUCGGUGUUUCCUUUCCGGCGCCCGGUGCUCCUCCUCUUACCUCCGGUCUUCUCCGAUUAGGUUUUCACUCAACGGAAGAAGAUGCAUCCACCUUUGACUCUGCAUAGGCACCCUUUAUGUGCUGAUAUUAUAGAGGAGUUCCAGAAGUGUCACACAGACCACCCACUAGGAAAGUUCCUUGGGCAAUGCACGGAUCUGAAAAUAAAGCUUGACCGGUGCUUCAGGCAAGAGAAAGCUAUAAAGAGAAAAGCAAAUUUUGAACAGAGCAAGAAGUUGAAGGAGAGGCUCCAGGCUUACAGGAAGGAAACUGCUGGCAUGCAAUCUUGACGGUGAUAGGAGGUUUGUUUUCGAGACACUGUUAUGCAUUUCAACUCAUGAACGGUAGUUUAGCGGCUGGGGUUGAUUGAAGAAAGAUUCGUGAAUAGAAUUGCCGCUUGUCUAUUCUGAUGUUUUCAUCGAUCUCCAUUACUUAAGUCAGUUGAAGUGAAAUAAUAUGUAUAGACACAAGAACUGAUUAAUUAUAAGAGCAACUUAUCCGACCAUUCCAUUUGGGCGGAGGUGGAUCUGGGAUUUGAAUUCUAUAGGUUUGAGUUCGGAUUCUACCACAACUCAUUUGAUUUACUAGGUUCGAAAUCUAUUAUUUGUGCUUGUUUAGUGAACUUUUCAACACAUGUAAAGGGUCUGGGCGCCCUGGAAGUGUCAAAAUAAAAAUACUGAAUUGAUUGUGUGAACUGAUAGAAGUGCAGUAAAUUGGUUCUUUUCAGUUUUAUUUAACCUUUCUAUUGUCUGUUUUUGAGUUUUGGAAUGACAGUAAUAUGGGAAAAGAAAGAGCAAAUGCGAAGGAAAAAGCUGUACAUAAGUCAAUAUUUUCCUUUAUGUCUGGAUUAUGGGGAACAAGUCGCACCGUAAAUAAAUUUUUCUACUGCAAUUUGUAAGCCAAGUUUCUUUUGGAACUUUGGAGCCUGGAGUGCAUACUCAAAACUCUAAAUUUGUGUCGAGGACCAGUUGGACAGUUGGAUGAACAAUUGCCAUACUUUUUAAAUUUUCGUAGUUUUGGUAGGAUGACCAAUGUUGUCUUAAAUGGACAGUUGCUGUAAGUUAAAUGUAAGUGGUACUCCUUCUGUACCUAUGAAAAUAAAAAUGUGAGUAGUAUUCUUCC
Nicotiana tabacum (common tobacco) is the source of this 1230-nucleotide messenger RNA. RefSeq lists its product as uncharacterized. Lineage: Eukaryota; Viridiplantae; Streptophyta; Magnoliopsida; Solanales; Solanaceae. The record is from RefSeq and is a predicted model, not a curated record. Gene Ontology annotation, cellular component: mitochondrion.